Molecule: messenger RNA, 813 nt
Organism: Mesoplodon densirostris (Blainville's beaked whale)
Lineage: Eukaryota; Metazoa; Chordata; Mammalia; Artiodactyla; Ziphiidae
Product: proline-rich protein 2-like
Exons: 1
Coding region: 1-813 (270 amino acids)
Source: RefSeq, a predicted model, not a curated record
AUGACGCCGCCGCCCCCCACCCCCCACCCCCCACCCCGGCCGGGAACCGGGCCCGGAGACUCCUCCCAAGGCGCAGAACGCAGGCCCCCGCGGCUCCCGCCCCCGCUUCCGCGGAGCCCGCAGGCCCGCCCGCUCCCGCAGGGGGGAGGGGAGGAAAAACCGCAGCAGGCCCGAGGCCUGCGAGACGCCACGGCCGCCCCGGCACCGCCUGCCGAGGGGCCCCGGCGGAGGGGGGUGCACCCGCCGCCGUCUCCCGCCCGGCCCCGGGUCCCCGUGGAGCCCCCCAACGGUGGAGCCGCCUCCCUCGGAGCCCCCCUCACGCGGAGCCCCCCCGGAGCCCCUCCCGCCGCCCCCUCACCUCGGCUAAAGGACCGCAAACGCUCCGCGGCAACGCAGCACCAGGACGCAGAAGCAACUGGCGCGCCGCCCCCGCGCCUCCCUUAUAUAGAGGCGAGCCCGCCCAGCGCGCGGCGCCUUUUCCAGAAGCCUCCCGAACCUUCCGGAAGAACCCUCCCCAACCGCCGCCGCGGCCGCGCGCCUGCGCCUGCGCCUGCGCCUGCGCCCUGGACGCCGCCCGCCCCUACCCAGGGCCCGCGCGGCCCCACGCCCUCGCGCCCCGCCCCCAACGGCCGUGCCGCGCGCGCCCGCGCGGCCCGCAGGGCGCCUGCGCGGCGCGGAGCUCUCGGGAAGGUCUCGCGCCUUCCGGGUCAUCACCCUCAGCCCUUCCCUGGAGCUCGCUGCGUUCUGCGCGCCGGCGGCCUCGGCCCCACGACCCCUGCUCGGCGCGCGUCGGCCCAAAGGCCGCCCUGGUGA